AUGGGGCUGCUCUUCAGGAAGGGUUGGCCGAACUUCGGCCCCAGAGAGAUGCGGAUCCUAAUGCUGGGCCUGGACGGUGCUGGCAAGACCACGAGCCUCUACCAGCUGAAGCUGGGCGACGUGAUCAAGACCGUGCCAACGAUCGGCUUCAACGUCGAAGUUGUUCAGUACAAAAACGUCAAGUUUCAAGUUUGGGACGUGGGUGGCCAGGACAAAAUUAGGAAGCUGUGGCAGCACUAUCUCCACGGCACGGACGGGCUAAUCUAUGUGGUGGACAGCUUGGACCGAGACCGCAUCCAGGAUGCCAAGGAGGAGCUGGAGAAAAUUCUGGCCGAGAAAGAGAUGAAGGAUGCAGCGCUGCUGGUGCUUGCCAACAAGCAGGACUUGCCGAACGCCGAACGCCAUGACGGCAGCGGAGGUGGUUGA
Effrenium voratum is the source of this 426-nucleotide messenger RNA. Lineage: Eukaryota; Dinophyceae; Suessiales; Symbiodiniaceae. The record is from the annotation of a GenBank genome assembly.